AUGUCGGGGAGGAUCACGCCCGUGGUGGAGUGGGUUGCGCUGGGGGCUGAGGGUGUUGACGGUGACGAUGGGGGCAGGGGCAGGGGUGGCGGGGGCUUCCAUUUCCAUGCUGAAGACGCCGACGAUGCUGGGGUUGGCGGGGUCGGCGGGGGCGACGUGGGGCAUGAUGGAGGCCUCGUCGACGUAGAUGGCGUCGGGGAAGGCGGUCUGCUUGGGGAUGCCGUAGGAGAGGAAGGCGACGACGGGGUAGGUGACGGCCAUGCCGAGGUCGCGGUCGGCGGAGGAGACGCCCCAGCUGGGACCGACAAAGGUCUGGUGGGUGGCGUCGCGGACGAUGAUUUGGCAGACGGCGGGGGCGGGCUCGAGCUCGUCCUCGAUUUUGAGGAUGAAGUUGGCGGGGAACUGGAUGUUGUCGAGGCGGGUGACGAAGACUCGGAGUCGGAGUCGGAGCUCGAGUCGGAGUCUGAAUCCGAGUCUUCGUCAUGGUCAGAAUCCGAGUCGGAGGAGUCCGAGUCUGAGGCUUCAUCGUCGUCAGAAUCCGAGUCUGAGGUCGAGGAAGCCGAGGAGUUGGAGUUGGGGUCCGAGUCCGAGUUCUGA
Molecule: messenger RNA, 597 nt
Organism: Parascedosporium putredinis
Lineage: Eukaryota; Fungi; Ascomycota; Sordariomycetes; Microascales; Microascaceae
Source: the annotation of a GenBank genome assembly